This is a messenger RNA of Malassezia sympodialis ATCC 42132, 1737 nucleotides long. It is a transcript of the gene SRP54, whose product is annotated as RNA-binding signal recognition particle subunit SRP54. Gene Ontology annotation, biological process: SRP-dependent cotranslational protein targeting to membrane, translocation; SRP-dependent cotranslational protein targeting to membrane. The record is from RefSeq and is a predicted model, not a curated record. Gene Ontology annotation, cellular component: signal recognition particle, endoplasmic reticulum targeting; cytosol. NCBI's taxonomy places the organism in Eukaryota, Fungi, Basidiomycota, Malasseziomycetes, Malasseziales, Malasseziaceae. Gene Ontology annotation, molecular function: GTP binding; endoplasmic reticulum signal sequence receptor activity; 7S RNA binding.
AUGGUGUUGGCUGACCUGGGGCGGCGCCUGAACCAGGCGUUUGCGGACUUGCAACGCCAGCCGACCGUCGAUGGGGCAACAGUCGAUCUUCUUCUCAAGCAAGUGUGCAGUGCGCUGCUUGCGAGCGAUGUGAAUGUGCGCCUCGUACAGAAGCUGCGGCAGGACGUCAAGGCAGAGGUCCAAACGAUGCUGAAUGAAAAGAGCCAUGCGGAUAGCCAGACAGAUGCGCAGCGCAAGCAUCAGGUGCAAAAGAUUGUGUUCGAGUACCUUGUGAAGCUCGUCGAUGCGGGAGGCAGCGCCAACCACCGCCUCGAGAAGGGCCGGCAGAGCGUCAUUAUGUUUGUCGGUCUGCAGGGCUCAGGCAAGACGACGUCGUGCACGAAGCUGGCGCUGUGGUACCAGAAGCGCGGAUACAAGACAGGACUGGUGUGCGCGGACACGUUCCGCGCGGGUGCGUUUGAUCAGCUGAAGCAGAAUGCGGCCAAGGCGCAUCUUCCGUUCUACGGCUCGUACACCGAGACGGACCCCGUGGCGAUUGCGUCGGCGGGUGUCGCGUCGUUCAAGAAGAACCGCUUUGAUAUCAUUAUUGUCGACACGUCAGGGCGACACAAGCAGGAGAAGGACCUGUUUGACGAAAUGAUCGAUAUUAGCGCAGCGAUCAAGCCGACGCAGACCAUCAUGGUGCUCGAUGCGAGCAUUGGCCAGGCAGCCGAGGCGCAGUGCCGCGCAUUUAAGGAGGCCUCAAACUACGGUGCGCUGUUUGUCACGAAGCUCGAUGGCCACGCAAAGGGUGGCGGUGCCAUCUCGGCGGUGGCCUCGACGCAGACACCGAUCCUCUUUAUCGGUACGGGCGAGCAUAUUCAUGACCUCGAGCCAUUCCGCGCGCGGCCGUUUGUGUCCAAGCUGCUCGGCCUGGGUGACCUGUCAGGCCUUAUGGACAAGAUCGAGGAGGUGCAGAUGAAUACGGACGUGCAGGAGCGGCACAAGGAUAUGAUGAAGAAGAUCCAGGAAGGCGGAGCUUAUACGAUCCGCGACUGGCGCGAGCAGAUCACCCAGAUUAUGAGCAUGGGUCCCAUGUCGAAGAUGGCCGGGAUGAUCCCUGGUAUGGGCGCCAUGUUCAAUGAUGGCGCGAACGACCAGAUGGCAUCGAAUAAGUUCAAAACGAUGCUCUACAUCAUCGACAGUAUGACACCGGCCGAGCUCGACUCGGACGGUAGCUGCUUCACGACGCCGGUCGCACGCAAGGAAGCGCAGGACGACAAGGCCAAGCCGCAGCUGCGUCUCAAUGCGCGUGCGCGGCGCGUUGCGCGCGGAAGUGGCACGAGCAUGCGCGAUGUCGAGGAGUUCCUUUUGCAGUACCGCACAAUCAGCACGAUGGUCAAAAAGGUUGGCGGGAAGAACAGCUGGCUACAGCAGAUGCAGGGCGGCCGCGGUCGCGGUGCGCCACCGAUGCUGCCGCCUGGCAUGUCGCGCGAGCAGGUGAUGAAGAUGCAGAAUGCCCUGCCCGCCGACAUCAAGGCGCAGCUGCGCCAGCCCGGUGGGCGCGAGCAGCUGAUGCGUCAGCUACAGAGCGGCAAUGUCCCGCCCUCCCUCGCUGCGAUGGGCGGUAUGCCCGGCCUGGGCGGCCUGCCUGGCCUGGGCGGUGGCUUGCCCGACAUGUCGCAGAUGCAGCAGAUGAUGCAGGGCAUGGGCGGCCUGGGCGGCCUGAUGUCUGCGAUGCGUGGAGGUUCUUCGUAG